AUGGCGGCAGUUUUAAAAAAAAGAGCACUAGCUGAGUAUAGUACUCAAGUGUUGGAGCAACAACCACCAGUAAAAAAAUUGAAAUGUCUAGUGAAAUUGUCAGCUCUAACAACUGGUGCUACCCUAUCAUUAAUAAACACAAUUAGUGGUCGUAAAACACCAAAUGAGAUAGUGCAAAUUUUGCUGCAAAUAUUAGAACAACUUCAAUUUCAGGAUUCAGAUAUCUCUAACAUCUUAACUAAACUCAGUGAACAUUUCAAACUUCAAUCAGAUUCUACGGUCAAGAUUUUAAUAUUUUCUGUUUUAUCAGCUAUUGGGUCUUCUGACGAAACUAGUGAAGAUAACGUGUACAAAAUUGUUGAAGAAAUAUUUAUUUUAAUGAAAGAAGUUAAAUCACAGAAGAUCAAAACUAGUGGUCUCAAAACACUAUUGGCACUUGGAAAACGUAUGAACCAUGAUAUGGCUCUUCAUUUGAAACUCACUAAUUAUGCUAAAAAAACAUUGGGAGAUUAUAGACCAAACAUAACAUGUGAGAGUUUAGAGGUGAUAGGCGAAUUGAUGCCAGUGAAAAUUCCACAAGAUUCUUUGGAAAUUCAUUCUGAAAUGCUUAAAUUAAUUGGAAGUUAUACACAACAUUACAAUGCAAAAACAAGGAGUAAUGCUUUUAAUACAAUGGUUCGAUUACAUGACCGAGGUAUAAGGUUAAACCCUGCUGUGUAUCUAGAUGUAUGUUCAGUUAUAAAUGAUGAUAAUGAAAUGGUGAGAGAAGCCGCUUUAAAUGUCAUUUCAGUUUUAGGAAAUUAUUAUCCUGAAGAAAGAAUCAAAGGUAGUAAUGGUGAAGAAAUGGCUCGAAUGUCUGAUGAAGCAUUUGAAAAUAUAUGUAAUUUUAUGACUGAUAUAAGUUACCGUAUUCGUACUCAAGCUGCAAAGCUUCUUGGAUCUUUUCUGUCUGUCAGUACAAAUGUUUUGUUGAAAACAUUGGAUCAAACAUUAAUGUCUAAUUUGCGCAGAAAACGAACUUCUAUUGAACGUGUUUGGGAAUGUUUAGCAAAGGGUACAGCUAUGAUGAGUGCAUUAAGCACUAAAGAUACUCCUCAAGAGAUGCUGGAUGCACAGCAAGUUAGUUUAGUUAGCACAGGUGCUAGUGGCGCUUAUCUUCAUGGCUUGGAAGAUGAAUUUCUUGAGGUACGUAUAGCCACAAUAAGUUCCAUGUGUUCAUUGGCAACUAGACAUUCAGAAUUUGCAGUAAUUGCAAUGGAGUUUUUAGUAGAUAUGUUUAAUGACGAAAUUGAAGAAGUACGCUUAAUAGCUAUUGAAAGUCUUGUUAAACUUUCAUAUGCAUCUGGACUCCGUGAUGAUCAAGUGGAGAUUAUUUUAGCAGUGAUUGAAGACUCAUCGAGUGUUGUGCGUGAAGGCUUACAUAAUAUAUUUGCAUCGUUUGAACUAUUAAAUCAAGAAGGAUUAAUGAUGUGCACUAACAGAUUAAUUGAAAGUUUAAAAAAAUAUCCAGAGGAUAAAAAAUCUAUAUGGAAUUGUAUGAAAAAUUUGGGUCUUAGACAUCCAACAUUAACAUUGGCAUUAGUACCUGAAUUAUUGGCCAUUCAUCCUAUGUUUGAAACACCUGAACCUAAUGUUGAAGAACCAUCGUAUGUUAGUGUAUUGAUUUUAGUAUUCAAUGCGGCAUCCAAGUGUAAUUCUAUUAUAUCUUUACUAGAGGAUAAAACCAUUAAACACUAUAGCUACUUAAGAGAUAUUAUGCCUCAUUUAGUUCCAUCUUUGCAACUAGGUGGACGUUUAUCAAUAAGCCAAGUUGAGUUAAGAUCAACCGAGUCAGACUCGCCUAAAUCUCUUGAACUUCUCGAAUCACUAAUCAAUCAAGUAUCUGUAGUCAAAGGUAGCACAAAAGUUAAAAUUAGUUUGCUGGAAACCUUCUAUCAUAAUCUUAUAAGACUGGCUCAACUUGAUCAGUCUGUCAAUGGUACAGCAGAGCUUAGUGCAUUAUAUAUGCAUAGUCAACUGUUAUUGAAUAAAGUGUUGAACAAUAAUAAUAAAACAUUUUAUUCGAAUGCUGUUUCUACUCAUCAAGCAAAUAAUGUGCGCACAAAUAUUUCACAGUUGUUACAGAAUACUUUAAAAAUGCAGUACUUAUUUGUUGGCUUGAGUGUUCAAGAAUUAGCUAGCAUAAAACAAUUCAAAUUAAAGGUUAUAGCACUCCUCCUUGUAUAUAUUGUAAAUGCUACAAACCAAUCAGCCAGAGCACUAAGUCAUUAUUUUUUAACUCAGUUAGAAGACACAAUUAAAUAUAUUAGUGAACAUGAUCUACAACUUGAGGCAUUCACUUCUGUGGUCUUUAAAGAAUUAUCUCAAUUAGAAGAAUCAAAACCAGGAAUUGUGGCUAAAUUACUUUUACCCAUAUUACAAAGCUCUGAACCUACUCCACCACCAAAACCAAACACUAACAUCAAAAUGUGUAAGGUUGUUAUUAAUCGUCCACAGGGUGGACCAGAUACUACCCAUAAGUUAUCAGCAGGUUUAAUCCUUCCUAUCCCAUUAAAUGCAGAGUUAUAUAGUUUACAAACAGAUUCAUUAUCUUUAUUGCGUUUAAAAAUUAAAUAUCCUGAUCAACAAACGCAUUUAAUCAUGCCACCAAGAAAUCAUUUGCGUCUGGUAAAUCUGAGUAAUGAAUCAUAUUAUUUACUUGAUACAAAUGCAUUGAUAUCACACCGUUCUGAAUGGUCAGAAGCAUGUUUUGUUGAGCUGAGCUUAGCAUUUGAUCUGACCGAAACGGAAGGAGCUCUGGCACAUGUCUUACCUCCAACACAGCCAUGUAUUGUUGAUUUAUGCAAACCAGUCAAACUUAAAGUGCACCCUAAGCCUGUGAGACGUGGAAUGUGA
Molecule: messenger RNA, 2895 nt
Organism: Macrosiphum euphorbiae (potato aphid)
Lineage: Eukaryota; Metazoa; Arthropoda; Insecta; Hemiptera; Aphididae
Source: the annotation of a GenBank genome assembly